Messenger RNA from Archocentrus centrarchus (flier cichlid), 3391 nucleotides. It is a transcript of the gene enpp2l, whose product is annotated as ectonucleotide pyrophosphatase/phosphodiesterase 2-like. The coding region runs from base 319 to 2877 and encodes 852 amino acids. NCBI's taxonomy places the organism in Eukaryota, Metazoa, Chordata, Actinopteri, Cichliformes, Cichlidae. Gene Ontology annotation, molecular function: phosphodiesterase I activity; alkylglycerophosphoethanolamine phosphodiesterase activity; calcium ion binding. The record is from RefSeq and is a predicted model, not a curated record. Gene Ontology annotation, biological process: immune response; phosphatidylcholine catabolic process. The transcript is spliced from 25 exons.
GCUGCUGACUGUGUUGGACUCCGGAGCGUCACCCCGACCUGACGCACUCUUGUACCAGAGCGCAGCUGUUAUCAUUACUUCAUCUCUUAUUGGAUGAAGACCGAGAGAGGGGCAAAGGCAAACAAGUGGACAGAGAGAAAGCGUGUUUGAGAGAAGGAGAGAGAAAAUUGGAACCCAGCGCUGUGCUUCAUCGAUCUGCAGAGGUGCACUGAAGACCUUCUGUCGGACAUUGGCCACAUCUGAUCUUUCGGGAUUUUUUUUUUUUUUUUUUUUUUUUUUUUUAGGGGGAAUGCCAAAAGUAGAUUCACUCUUUGGAAAAUGCUUCUGGAAAAUUUGGUAGUGAUUGUGCUCUGUCUGUGGGGUACUGAUGUCAGCAGAGCUUACGUGUUUCAAGCCAGCCGACCUUCAGAGGGAGGCGACAACCCACCACCUCCUAUUAAAGACAUUUCAGAGUGGGUCAGCUCAGCAGGCUCCUGUAAGGGGAGGUGCUUUGAGCUAGAGGUGGCCAGCCCUCCCGGAUGCAGAUGUGACAAUCUCUGCAAAACCUACUACAGCUGCUGCUCUGACUUUGAUGAACACUGCCUGAAAACAGAGGGAGGUUUUGAGUGCAAACCAGAUCGGUGUGGGGAGGAGAGGAAAGACAACCAUGCCUGCCACUGCUCAGAGGACUGUUUGGAGAAAGGAGACUGCUGCUCCAAUUACAAAUCUAUUUGCAAAGGUGAAACUUCAUGGCUGCAAGGAGACUGUGAGGAGAUCAAGAGUCCUGAAUGCCCUGCAGGCUUCAUCCGUCCCCCUCUCAUCAUGCUCUCUCUUGAUGGGUUCCGAGUCUCCUACCUGAAGAAGGGCCAGUCUGUUAUUCCAAACCUUCAUAAACUUAAAACAUGUGGUACAUCUGCACCGUACAUGCGACCAGUCUAUCCAUCAAAAACAUUUCCAAACUUGUACACCUUAGCAACAGGUUUGUACCCAGAGUCCCAUGGGAUUGUGGGAAACACCAUGUAUGAUCCAGACUUUAAUGCCACUUUCACCCUGCGUUCCAGAGAGAAACUGAACCACCGGUGGUGGGGUGGACAGCCUAUUUGGAUCACAGCAGAGAAACAAGGAGUGAAACCAAGCACGUUCUUCUGGCCUUGGGUGAUUACUCUUGAAAGGAGGAUUUUGACCAUUCUGCGUUGGCUGCAUCUGCCUGAUGAUAUAAGGCCGUAUGUUUAUGCCGUCCACUCAGAGCAGCCUGAUACCUACGGGCAUCGGAUGGGGCCACUCAGCAGUGAGCUGGAUAACCUUUUGAAGGAUAUUGACAACAUCAUCGGCCAACUCAUGAAUGGACUGAAGCAGAUGAACCUGCACCGCUGUGUCAAUGUCAUCAUUGUAGGAGAUCAUGGGAUGGAGGAGGCUCACUGCGACAGGACAGAGUUUCUCAGCAGCUACCCACUCAACAUAGACGAGAUCACGCUGAUCCCUGGCUCACUGGGCAGAAUUCGACCCCGCAACCCAAAAUCUACCACAUAUGACCCAAAGGUUGUGGUUGCAAACCUCACUUGCAAAAUGCCAACUCAGCACUUCACGCCAUACCUGAAGCAGCAUUUACCCAAGAGGCUUCACUACGCCAAUAACAAAAGGAUCGAGGAUGUCCAUCUGCUGAUGGAGAGGAAGUGGCACAUUGCCAGGAAAAUGCCAGAAAAACCGAGGACUCGAUGUGGUUUCUUUGGUGACCACGGCUUUGACAACAAGAUAAACAGCAUGAGGACAAUCUUUAUCGGCCAUGGGCCAAGCUUCAAAUUUCAGAAGAUGGUGCCAGAGUUUGAGAAUAUAGAGUUAUACAAUGUCAUGUGUGACUUGUUGGGGUUGAAGCCUGUUCCAAACAAUGGGACACAUGGAAGCCUGAAUGACAUGUUGAAAGAACCACCUUUCCAACCCAGUAUGCCAGAGGAAGUCACACCACCGUCACAUACAUCUGCCUCUGAAAUCAGCCAUGAUCUGGGCUGCAGCUGUGAUGAUGAGAAUAAAGUGGAGAUCACUGGAACAUUCACUCGCGCAUCAGAUGGGGUCUACAAUUAUAACAGCACCCAACUACCAUUUGGUCGACCGGCAGUGAUGUUUGACACUCAGUACAGUCUUCUUCAUCAUGUGGAGUUCAUCAGUGGAUAUAGCAAAGAGCUAGCCAUGCCUCUGUGGACAUCAUACACAUUGCCACGACAGGAGGACAUGACUCCUAUACCAGAUGUUUCCACAAGUGCUCAGUGCAUCCGAGUUGACACCAGAGUGUCAGCUGAUCACAGUCAGAGCUGCACCACCUACAGUCUGAACAGCCACCUCACCUACGGCUUUCUUUUCCCCCCAGAACUGGCAACUUCUCCAGAGUCCAGAUAUGAUGCAUCACUCAUCACCAACACCGUCCCCAUGUACCCUGCCUUCAAGAGAGUGUGGAGUUACGUACAGGGGGUGCUGCUGAGGCGUUAUGCAGAGGAAAACAAUGGUAUCAAUGUUCUCUGUGGACCUGUUUUUGAUUACAACUACGACGGCCUUCAGGACACCACAGAAGAGAUAAAAGAGUUCUCGGUUGAUGCCCUGCCUAUUCCUACCCAUUUCUAUACUGUGGUUACAAGCUGCGAGGAGGUGAACCAGACAGUUGAGGAGUGUGAUGGAGCGCUCAAGGUUUUCUCCUUCCUUCUUCCUCAUAGAUUGGACAGCAAUGAGGCCUGCAAUAGUGCCGAGGAUGAAUCGCAGUGGGUAGAAGAUCUGCUGAAGCUCCAUACAGCCCGAGUCCGAGAUGUGGAGAUCCUUACGGGCCUGGACCUCUACAGAUCCAUAAACCUCACUUACACCAGCACCCUGAGUCUCAAAACCUAUCUGGAGACCUUUGAGAGUGAUGACUAGAAACACGGAGACAGACACACACAUACAGACACAUACAGGAUAUAGCCCUUUGUAAAAGUCCUGCAUUUUUAUUGCAUGCUCUCUGGAAAAACAACACAAUGCUGUUCCAGUCCUGAGGAACUGCCCCAGAAGUACUUGGAAAAGGGAACACAUAGUUGAAAAUUACAGGAUUACAACAAUGGUUUGUUAUGACAGGAAUAUUCAAUCCUAGCCACAAAAUCUGUUUAGGAAUAAGCUAGCACAGGAAUGAUGCAGAGUGGGUACAGUACGCAUUCUAACACACGCAUCAAGAGCCAUACCAUUGUUUCAUCUCUGAUGAUUUACACUUCAUAUAUACUGGCAUAUGCGCCACAUGCUAUGAAAUUUAAAUGUAAAUGUAUUUAGUUCAUUUAUAAAAAAUCAAUUAUUAGUUUUGGUUAAAGGAAUAUAAUCAUUGUGAAGCAACACAGUGAGAAUUGUUCAUUCCAAGCUGUGAGCAAAAUAACACUGAAGUAAGAAUGAAGUGGUUGAAAAA